This is a messenger RNA of Alosa alosa (allis shad), 3652 nucleotides long. It is a transcript of the gene ar, whose product is annotated as androgen receptor. The transcript has 8 exons. NCBI's taxonomy places the organism in Eukaryota, Metazoa, Chordata, Actinopteri, Clupeiformes, Clupeidae. Gene Ontology annotation, biological process: male gonad development; regulation of DNA-templated transcription. The coding region runs from base 537 to 3113 and encodes 858 amino acids. Gene Ontology annotation, molecular function: zinc ion binding; sequence-specific DNA binding; DNA-binding transcription factor activity. The record is from RefSeq and is a predicted model, not a curated record.
CAGAUCUGUACACUGAACAGUAAAUGCGGAGACUGAAACACCACGGAAGUUGUUUAAUUAUUGAAAACGAUAGGAUCAUGGAUCAAGUUGUGUGGAGACUUGUUGUGACGAUUCUGCAAUAACAAUAACACUGAAAGGGAAUCGGGAUAGCCUGCACACUUCAGUCCGGGGGCAGGGAAGGUAAACACUUCAGUCCGCUCCUGAUGGGAAGGAGCAACAAGCGGCAUCGAACAGAGCAAACCGGUGGCCUGCAUGUAUUGUAGCCAAAGAGUUCAAUUCUGACGGUGAAAAUAGACCUAUGUUGAACAUGAAAUACUAACUUUGUUCACGUUUUCACUAGAGGAAAAUAUUUGACCGACUUAUGUGGUUCAUUGUUUGUUUAUCUAACACAAUGUUAGCCAAUCUUUGAGUCAACAUUGAUUCGCGUUUGGCUAAGCUGACACAUGGAAAUCUUGCCGACUGCUAAUGAGUGACGUUACUCUGGGACCUUUCAGAAAUAUGGCCUAUAUCUAAGCCAGCGAACGCUGCUUUGGACUAUGGAGAUACCAGUUGGAUUAGGAGAAGUUUGUAACUCCCCUAACACAAUUUUUCGCGAAUCCUAUCCAAAUCUUUUUCACAGCGUGCGAGUUGCGCGAACUAACACUGUCGUCUCCGAAACAUUGGAUUUAUCAAGUUCAAAGUGCAGUUUCUUGCACCAAAUACAGUCGCGAGAAAUGCGCCAAACUAGCAGGCAGUCUCCCUGGGAAGACGCAUGCUCAGGGACUGCAUAUCUUUCUAAAUAUGAAGUUACUGCGAACCUGCGAAAUGCACAAACAACUGUCGACGUUGGGGUAAGUCGUGUUGAUGUUGCUAAAAACUCCACAAACACGGAACAGAAGUUGUCGGUUACCGCUGAUGAAACCGAGCGCGCCAGUGACAGGGAGUUUUCUGCCGGUCACUCGAAUUCGCAUUCACUUAGCACAGACCUCAACUGCUGUAGACCAGCCUCGGUUCGUCACACACCCAAGUUAAGUCCUAACGGUGACGCAUGUGUGGGAAACAGUUCUCCUGGUUCUACCAACACGACCAUCUCAGAAACGGCAAGGGAGCUGUGCAACGCUGUCUCUGUCUCAUUGGGGCUGGCCAUGGAUUCGAGCGAGGUGAGUGAUCUGGAAAACUAUGCACCGCCACUCGCGUCUGAACAAAGUGAAGGAAACUCACUCGAGGUGUCAUUACUGGACAGUAGGACUAGAGGUGGACCCGUAGCUGGCGCGCCAACGACAGAGUACAGCAAUUCUUCGAGAGACGAUUCAAUUAUCAGUAUGUUCAAAACUAGGCCUACAAAUGUGAACUAUUUGAGAGGGGGAGUGGAAACCUUGCAGGACCUCACACCCUCACGCGCGGGCCGGUCAGAGGAUGAGUUUGGACUGAGCGCCUGCGCUGACUUUGCUAAAGAUGCAACCGUGAUCAUGGAUCAUUGUAGGUAUCAGUUUGACCAGAUGUUGCCGAGCAACUUGACAAACUUUAGUUCCGCUGAACCAAUGCCCGCGCGAUCGACCAUCAGCCCGCCCUAUAUGAUCUACAAGUCUUCGGUCCACAGCACUGAUGUUGCAGAGACAGCGGAAGAAAAACAUCACUCAAAUCAUUGCAACAAGAAGAUCAAGACCGAAACGAUGACCUCAGAAGUUUGGGGGUACCCGUACCGAUAUGCCGAGAACCGUAAUGCGCCGUAUGGACACUAUCGACAGACCAUGCACCCAUAUUGUUCUGGCUCACAGCCCGCAUUCAUAUCUAAGUCAUAUGACUAUGGUGGACUGAUGGCUCGAGAGAGGGCGACUUCAGAACAGUGGUACGCCAGUGGGAUGCUGUCCCGUAUGUCUUAUCCAACAUCUGGAUGCGUAAAAAAUGAUGUUGGGCAGUGGCUGGACAUGUCAACGUAUUCUGACGGCAGGUUUGAUGGAGGGCGUGAGCACAUGUUUCCCAUGGAGUUUUUUUUCCCGCCUCACCGCACCUGCCUCAUCUGCUCAGACGAGGCGUCAGGCUGCCAUUAUGGAGCUCUCACCUGUGGCAGCUGCAAGGUGUUCUUCAAGAGGGCAGCAGAAGGUAAACAGAAGUAUCUUUGUGCAAGUAGAAAUGACUGUACUAUCGACAAACUGCGGAGGAAGAACUGUCCAUCCUGUCGGCUAAAGAAAUGCUUCGAGGCAGGCAUGAGCCUGGGAGCCCGCAAGUUGAAGAAGAUCGGCCAGCUGAAGGGAGCCGAGGAAGAGGAGGGCGUGGUGGCCCAGGGCCCCGCCGAGGCCCCCCAGGUGGUCUCCCCCAAGCCCGCGCUCUCCUUCCACUCCCAGGCUGUCUUCCUGAACAUCCUGCAGACCAUCGAGCCCGAAGUGGUCAACGCCGGCCACGACCACAGUCAGCCCGACUCGGCCGCCGCUCUGCUCACCAGCCUUAACGAGCUCGGCGAAAGGCAGCUCGUCAAGGUGGUCAAGUGGGCCAAAGGACUGCCAGGGUUUCUUAAUCUCCACGUGGAUGACCAGAUGACCAUGAUCCAGCAUGCCUGGAUGGGAGUGAUGGUCUUUGCCAUGGGCUGGAGGUCCUACAAGAACGCCGAUGCCCAGAUGCUCUUCUUUGCUCCUGACCUCAUCUUCAAUGAUCGGAGAAUGCACAUCUCCAGUAUGUACGAGCAGUGUGUGCAGAUGAAGCACUUCUCCCAGGAGUUUGUGCUCCUGCAGGUGACAGAGGAGGAGUUCCUCUGCAUGAAAGCCCUCAUACUCUUCAGCAUCAUUCCAACGGAGGGUCUAAAGACUCAGAGGUAUUUUGACGAAUUGCGUUUGACCUACAUCAAUGAGCUGAAUCGCUUGAUAAGUGACACCAGGACAACUAACUGUGCCCAACGCUUCAGCCAGCUCGCCCAACUUAUGGACUCCCUGCAACCGAUUGUCAGGAAGCUUCACCAGUUCACCUUUGACCUAUUUGUCAGGGCACAGUCUCUGAACACCAAGGUCAACUUUCCUGAGAUGAUGGCCGAGAUCGUGUCAGUGCAGGUGCCAAAGAUCCUGGCCGGCCUGGCCAAGCCGAUUCUCUUCCACAAGCCACAGGCGUGUGAGGUCAGCAUGUGCUUUUCAGACUCCCGUUGAGUUCUGCUGCCCAGAGAGAGGCAUAGGAGCCCAGUGACAGAUACUCUCACACACACAGACAUAUACACACACACACACACACACACAGGCUCAGUUUUCUUUGCUCCCUUUCUUUCUAUUCAGACUUUCUCAUCUUCAUUGUCCACUAUAGCCCCUUUUUCUGGGAAGUGAAUAUCCUUGGAGAGAAGAAAAAAACUACCCAACAAAAUACCCAAGCCCAAUUUGAUCAUUGCAGUAGAUGGUCUCCUUAAAAAUGAUGGAGGACAUUUUCUUACAAGACAAGAUAGGUCAGGACAGAACAGUUAGUUUUAAAGGGAAAUGAAACCAUCAGCAGGACAUUAAUGUGUGUGUGUGUUUAUCUGAUGGAGUUUUAGUAGGGGUGUAAAACUACACAUAUUCUUAAUGAACCGUUUAGGUAAAGGACGAGGUUCAAUACAGAUGUGUAAUGAAUGUGACAAAUUUUGUCUUUAACAGUAAUCAACAGUAUAGGAACGUCACCUAUUACCAACCGUCCCGUAUUUCCGUCCUCUUAUGUGUAU